CGGCCACCCGCACCGCCCGACGGCACCGAUGCCUUCUCCCGGCCUGCCGCCCCCCGCCGCCGCACUCCUCGCCGACGUCGGCGCCCUCCGCCGUUCGUACGCACGCCUCAUCGCCCUCUCCUCCACGCUCCGCCACCUCGAUCAGGUCCUCGCCGUCUGCCUCGCCUCCGGCCACUACACCCUCGACCCCGCCCCGGCCACCUCACUCCUCGUCCGCUACGCCGCCCUCCGCGCACCUCCCCGCCAGCUCCUCCGCCUCUUCCGCGCCGUCCCCAACCCCGACCGCUUCAUUCGCAACGCCCUACUCCGCUCCCUCCCGUCCCUCCGCCCCGACCUCCUCUUCCCCUGCCCCGACUCCUUCUCCUUCGCCUUCGCCGCCACCUCGCUCAACUCUUCCAGCUCCCGCGGCGGCAUCGCUUCUGGUUCCGCCUCCGCGCGCGCGCUGCACGGGCUCGCCGUCGCCGCGGGGUACGCGGGGGACACGUUCGUGGCGUCGGCCUUCACCAAGCUCUACUCCACGCUGUCGAGAGGCGAUGACGCACGCAGGGUGUUCGACGCUGUGCCGUCUCCGGACACGGUCCUCUGGAACACGCUGCUCGCCGCGCUGUCCGGCUCGGAGGCCAUGGAGAUGUUCGUGCGGAUGGUCAGGGCAGGAUCGGCGCAGCCUGACUCGACGACGCUGUCAUCCGUCCUGCCGGCAGCAGCGGAGGUUGCGGAUGUGACGAUGGGAAGGUGCGUUCAUGCCUUUGGGGAGAAAUGCGGAUUGGCACAAGACGAGCAUGUUGUGACGGCGCUCAUAUCACUGUAUGCCAAGUGCGGAGACAUGGAGUGUGCACGGCAUCUCUUUGACAGGAUGGUGGCGCCGGAUUUGGUUGCAUACAAUGCCUUGAUCUCAGGCUACUCGGUUAAUGGCAUGGUUGGAUCGUCGGUGGAGCUGUUUAAGGAUCUGGUGACCUUGGGCUUGAGGCCAACCUCGAGCACGUUGGUGGCGCUGAUCCCGGUGCACAGUCCGUUCGGGCAUGAACAGCUUACUCGGUGCUUACAUGCGUAUGUUGUCAAGGCUGGAUUUGAUGCCAAUGCUCCUGUAUCGACAUCACUUACCACUCUGUACUGUAGGUUAAACGACAUGGACUCUGCAAGGAAAGCCUUUGAUGCAAUGCCUGAAACCAUGGAAUCAUGGAAUGCCAUGAUAUCGGGGUAUGCCCAGAAUGGUUUGACGGAGAAGGCCGUUGCACUCUUCCAGAAAAUGCAGGCGCUCAAUGUGCCACCAAAUCCGCUCACCAUCUCGAGCGCUCUGUCGGCCUGUGCACAGCUUGGAGCUUUGUCAUUGGGAAAGUGGGUACACAAGAUCAUCUCCAAGGAGAACCUCGAGCUCAAUGUUUAUGUCAUGACAGCGCUCAUUGACAUGUAUGUGAAGUGCGGAAGCAUUGCUGAAGCUCGCCGCAUCUUCGACAGAAUGGACAAUAAGAAUGUGGUCUCCUGGAAUGUGAUGAUCUCUGGAUAUGGCCUCCAUGGUCAAGGUGCUGAAGCUUUGAAGCUCUACAAGGACAUGCUGGAUGCAAACCUUCUUCCAACAAGCUCCACCUUCCUGUCAGUACUCUAUGCGUGCAGCCAUGGAGGAUUGGUUGAGGAAGGACGGACAGCCUUCCGGUCAAUGACUAGCGAUUACGGGUUCACUCCAGGUAUCGAGCACUGCACUUGCAUGGUGGAUCUACUCGGCCGAGCUGGCCGGCUCAAGGAGGCUUAUGAGCUCAUCUCAGAGUUCCCCAAGAACGCCAUUGGACCUGGCGUAUGGGGGGCUUUACUUGCUGCUUGCAUGGUUCAUAAGGAUGCUGACCUUGCAAAAUUGGCCUCCCAGAAGUUGUUUGAACUAGAACCCGAGAACACCGGCUACUAUGUGCUGCUCUCCAAUCUGUACACGUCAAAGAAGCAGUACUCUGAAGCAGCUGGGGUGAGGCAGGAGGCCAAGAGCAAGAAGCUGGUGAAAACACCAGGGUGUACUCUAAUCGAGCUAGGUGACAAACCGCAUGUCUUCAUGGCUGGUGAUCGUGCCCACCCACAGUCAGACGCCAUCUACUCGUACUUGGAGAAGCUAACUACAAAGAUGAUUGAGGCUGGGUACCGACCCGACACGGAGGCGGCAUUGUACGACGUCGAGGAGGAAGAGAAGGAGCAUAUGGUGAAAGUGCACAGCGAGAAGCUGGCCAUCGCCUUUGGAUUGCUCAAUACGGAACCUGGGACCGAGAUCAGGAUCAUCAAGAACCUUAGGGUGUGCCUGGACUGCCAUAACGCCACCAAGAUUAUUUCCAAGGUGACGCAGAGGCUGAUUGUGGUUAGGGACGCGUCGAGGUUUCACCAUUUCAGAGAUGGAAUUUGCUCCUGUGGUGAUUACUGGUGAUUCACUGGAAUUUGCUCUGAUCUCUUAACAGAUGAUUGGUUGAUUCUUUCGAGUUCCAAGCAAGACCCAAGGUUUUAACCCAAGGCACAGACUCUCUCGCCAGUAUACAAUAAUUUUACCAGCUCAUGGGGAAGCACAACUGCUUCAGCAGAAAGUUAAAGUCGUUGACAAAAACAUCAU
Molecule: messenger RNA, 2578 nt
Organism: Triticum urartu
Lineage: Eukaryota; Viridiplantae; Streptophyta; Magnoliopsida; Poales; Poaceae
Gene: MEF29
Product: Pentatricopeptide repeat (PPR) superfamily protein
Biological process (GO): RNA modification
Molecular function (GO): zinc ion binding; RNA binding; protein binding
Source: RefSeq, a predicted model, not a curated record